Messenger RNA from Paramecium pentaurelia, 1005 nucleotides. The record is from the annotation of a GenBank genome assembly. NCBI's taxonomy places the organism in Eukaryota, Ciliophora, Oligohymenophorea, Peniculida, Parameciidae.
AUGUCAGAUUUUAUUCAAUGGACAUAUGAAAAUAGAUAUUAAAUCUCUAUUGAUUUAGCAGCUGGUUCUAUUAGUGGAAUGUAAUAUUCAUUUUUUAAAUAUUAGAGCUAAUUGUAUUUCAAGUCAUCCAUUAGACACAGUUAAAGUAAGAAUGCAAAUGUCAGAUGAUGGUGUCUUAAAAACUCUAUAAAAAAUUAUAAAAAAUGAAGGAUUAAAAGGUUUUUAUAAAGGAAUGUCAUUUCCUAUACUUUCCAUACCAAUAACUAAUGCAGUUGUAUUUUCGGUUUAUGAAUUCUGGAGAAAAUUUUUCAUAGGAAAUUCGAAUAAAUAACUCACUUAUUUCCAAACGUAUAUAUUUAUAUGUGAAUAUAAGUGCAUUUUGUGGAAGCAUUGCAGGAAGUUCAGCUGCUUUCUUCUCAUGCCCAAUUGAAUUAACAAAAUGCCGAUUAUAAAUGUAAGAAACUGAAAAAAUUUACAAAAAUCCCAUAGAUUGUGUUAUCUAAGUAAUUAUUUAUUCAAAUAUUUCAUAGAUUUACAAAAAAGAGGGGUUUAAAUAUAUUUUUAGAGGUAUGCAUGCUACUUAAUAAAGAGAAAUUCUUGGGUAUUCUGCUUAAUUUGCAGUUUAUGAAUGCAUCAAGGAUAUACUAUGUGAUUUAUCUUAAAAAGCAGAACCUUCAACUGCAAACUUAUUAAUAUCAGGAGGUUUAGCAGGAGUAUCAUGUUGGACAAUAGGAUAUCCUUAAGAUGUAAAAUAACAUAACUAAAAUCAAGACAAUUAAAACAAUUCUCUAAUGUUAAACAUGCACUGAUUCAAGAAUUUAUAAAGUGAGAUGCUAUGACGGUGGAUUUUUUGAUUGUUUAAUUAAGAAAAUAUCAACUGAAGGUUUUGGAUCUGUUUGGAAGGGAUACUCGGUUUGUGUCUUUCGGGCAUUUUACGCUAAUGCUAUUGGGUUUUAUGCGUAUGAACUGGCCAAAGAAUAACUUACUUCAUUCAUUUAGUUUUGA